Ruditapes philippinarum (Manila clam) is the source of this 775-nucleotide messenger RNA. RefSeq names its product multiple epidermal growth factor-like domains protein 6. The record is from RefSeq and is a predicted model, not a curated record. Lineage: Eukaryota; Metazoa; Mollusca; Bivalvia; Venerida; Veneridae. The annotation marks the transcript as partial. The transcript is spliced from 5 exons. Gene Ontology annotation, molecular function: scavenger receptor activity.
AUGGUUAUUGCAAUAACGCCAACGGCAAUUGUACUUAUGGAUGCAAGCCAGGUUAUCAAGGAGAUAAGUGUGAAAAAAGAUGUAGUAUUGGAAAGUUUGGUGCAGAAUGUCAGGAGAAUUGUCCGUCAAAUUGCAAAACUAUAUAUUGCAACCAUAUCGACGGCAGAUGUAUCGAUGGAUGCAAGUCGGGUUAUCAAGGAAAUCGGUGUCAGCAAACAAGAGUUGAGGUUUGGCACAGAAUGCAGGGAGAUUUGUCCUGUCAAUUGCAAAGAUGGUUAUUGCAAUCAUGUCAACGGAAAUUGUAUUUAUAGAUGUAACCCAGGUUAUCAAGGAGAUAGGUGUGAAAGAAACUGUCAAGCAUUGAAGUUUGGUGCAGAUUGCAAGGAAAAUUGUCCUUCCAAUUGCAAAAAUGGUUAUUGCAAUAACGUCAAUGGCAAUUGUAUACAUGGAUGUGAGCCAGGUUAUCAAGGAGAUACGUGUGAAAUAAAAUGUCAAUCUGGGUCGUUUGGGACCGAAUGUAGGGGGAAAUGUUCUACAACCUGUAAAAAUGGUGUCUGUAGUUAUACAAAUGGCUAUUGUAUUGGUGGAUGCGAGGCUGGCUAUCAAGGCUCAAUGUGUGAAAGCCGUAAGUUUUUAAAAUUGUUUGAUUACGUAGAUAGUAUAGUAUUGUACGAUAAGUAUAAAAUAACUUUACAUUAUACGCUUUGUACAUGUACGACUUCAUUUAAAUAUUUUCGUUUUAAAUUGCAAUAUGUAAUAUAUUGCUUUGACAAUA